Molecule: messenger RNA, 23156 nt
Organism: Porites lobata
Lineage: Eukaryota; Metazoa; Cnidaria; Anthozoa; Scleractinia; Poritidae
Source: the annotation of a GenBank genome assembly
AUGGCGAAUCAAGUGAUUAGGGCUCUGUUCGUAUACAGUUUGGCUUUGUUUUAUGGCUUUAUGGUAUGUUUUUUUCUGUUGUUGAGUGCUAUUAGGAAACUUGAAAUACCGAGAAGAGGAAAGCGACGAGAAAAACGUAAGUAACGAUCGGUAAAUUUGCACCGGUGCAAACUUGGCCUGGUCGAUUCAUCUUGUCUGUUGUGCUUUGUAUCUUUAGUUAAUUCAGUCAUCUUUUUACGUUUGAUAGUGCUCACUACAGCAGGGACUCUUCCAAACAUUAGCUUUACAUCAAUUAAGGAGAAAGCUGGCAAAAUUGCUUCUCCAUUCAGAGCAUACUAUUUUUAAAGCGGCACGUGGAGAAGAAAGCGAACUGUUAGCUAAGCUUAAGCUUAUGUAUGCAAGCUCAUUUUGGGCGACUACAAACUGGUUUUCGUAAUGACCAUAAAAAACCCAUGUCAUUAUUUUUCUCUGUGAUGAUUAGUUAAUGGUUAUUUUAUAUGUUUAAUACCAUGCUUUGUUUUCGAUUCAUUGACUGCCCAAAGAACUGCUAUGAAGGACCCGAUACAAAUAAACAAAUCGAACAAAUAAACGCAAGUGAAAUACUUUUUUACUAUGCGUAACCGUAAAAUGUUAUUCCCUGUAUUUGUACAGUGACUUUUACUAUUGCAGAAUAAGGUGCCAAUCAAUUCGAAACAUCAGCAUCCCCUCACCCCCUCCCCCCCGCCUGGGCAAUCUCUGGGGCAUUUGAACUUUUUAAAGGGACAGGUUCACGGUAUUGUGCAUGUGUGAGUGUGACAGUAGCUGAUUGUUUUUAAACCAAUCGGAAGCGAGUUGGAUGUACGCAGGGAAAUUUACACAGGACUGAGUAUUUCUGGACAUUUGGUUCGAUUUUAUAUGUCCCCAUAAUUCAUAUUCUUUGCUAUUCCUCAGAUAAUUACGUGUUGCAGCCGGUAAGAAUAAGAUUUACAGCCCUGUCCUGCUCUGAAACAAACAUUUACCUACGUGUAUUUUUAUGAGGUCUUUUACAUACCCACACUAACAAAGCAGUCACCAAUUGGCAAACAAAAUUUGUAAACAAACCUAAAUAGUAAUUAAUUAAAAAUUUAUUAUAACGCGCUUAAUCCGCCUUUUCCAAAAAAACCUUUUGUUAAAUAUGGAGAAACCAGUCGAUGGCUCCAAACACAGUCAGAUUUAACUAGAUGAAACACACAACAUAAGCAUACAAGUUUCUAACAUGGCGGUCCACUCACGAGCUGACCUGCUUUAAUGCGCAUGCAUUAAACAACAACCGCUGACAGAUAAAUAGCGAAUACACCUUUUAUUACUGAUCUCUCUGUUCGCUCUAUAUAAACCUAGAAAUACCUGCAAAUAACACCUGACCGAUGACAAAAACACACAGCGUAUGAGUAUAAAGAUUAUCCUAAAUUGAGCUUAAUUUUCAAUUGCUUUUCAGCAAAUGAAGGAUGUUAUAAACAUCCACCAGGCGAAUGUUAAAAUCCUAAUAGGUCAGUUUUCAAAACAUGUCAAUCAUGGGCUUGAUACUUAAUCCAAUUGGCUGAAAUUAACAUCAAGGCCAAUCUUUCAGUAAUCAUUUAAAAAUAUGUUGUUAGUCAAGUGUAGGGAGAUUUCUGUACAGAAUUCAUUGUUAGAAUUAGAAACUGGAGGCAUCAAUUUCAGCUUGAAAGGAGAAUAGAAGAAAGCAGUUUUCUUGCUUUCUUCUAUUAUUUAAAGAACCAUAUAAAGGAAAAGACCUGUCAGCUAGAUGAGUUUUACUGACUGUUUUUGAGAAGUCUCCCAGUUGCUUGUUUUACUCACUAGAAGAAAGAAAGGAAAAAUCAUGCUGCCUGUGUGAUUGUUAUAUGCCGUUUGACCACAAAAGCCUGUCAUAUAGGCUAUGUCUUAUCUAUGAAUCUGAAGUUUAACAACUGCUAAAGGAUUCUGCUUUGCAUAUUCUUGCUUUGUAUAUAUGAAUUAUUUAUGUAUUUAUUUACUAUUUUUUUUCUUUUUAACUGGAAAUAUUUGAUUUUAUUGUUGUCCAUAUAUAUCUUUUUAUUUCAUAGGUUCCCCAAUUAUGUAUCGGUCAAAUCGAAGCUUCAACAUGCGCCCCCCCGGGCAUACCCCGGGCAUUUGACCCCUUUGCCAUCCCAGGGGGGGGGGGGAAUUUGAUUAUCAGAGUCUUCCAGGGGGUGGGAAUUUGAUCCCCAUGCUUUAGGGGUGGGGAAUUUGAACUGCACCCUCAAUUUCAUGUAAAAUCUUUGGUGUUGCAAGCUAUCAUGGGGGACGCGGUGUUAGAGGAUUUUCGUGGAAAAGAUUGUGCCUUUGUGGCCAAUUGGUUUCGAGGAAAGGGCUUAAACAAGCUUUGUGCCGUAUUUGAAGUAUUUACAUUUUAAAAUUUUUAAUAUUGGAUUCAGGCUUUGAAUGUAUGAAUGUAUGUUAUUGUUGUGUUUACAAUGAAAUACAUUACCUAUACCGGCGAUUCAAUACAACAACAUAAAAUAGCUCAGGUCAACUACUUUGACCCACUGAAAGUAUGUUAAUUAAUAAGGUUAGCGAUGAUGCAUGUCAGUGAAAUGGCCGUGAUGUAGUAAACUCAAUAGGUGGGAUCUUUUUUUAUAGAACGCUUUGUAUGUUGCAUGACGAAGAAAAACUGAGCAUUCAGGGACCUUGUAGCAGCGAUUUCCCUGCUUUGCACGAGACUUUUGUUCGUAGUAAAUACGCUAACAGUGUUUCUCAGUUUUUGGUUAUAUUUAUAAAGAUUUUGUUCGACAACUGAAGGCGUUUCCGCCGUCCUUCUGUCAUUUUUGUGCCUGUGAAAUGUCCCCGGGGUGGGGGCAUUUGGUCACCUGAAUGGACCCUAGUGUGGGGCAUUUGAACGGCAUUUUUGCCCGGGUAGGGGGGAAUUUGAACAAUAAUUUUCAAAAAAGUCAAAUGCCUGGGGGGUGGAUGUUAAAGCUUCGAUUUGACUGAUACAUUAGCUUCAUAGCUAAAGUACCUGACACUUAAAUAGAGUUUAUUAUUAUUAUUAUUGUUAUAUUUAUAAUUAUUCAUUAAUGAAAUCUUUGGAUGGCCACGUUUUUUGAAGCUGUAGUUUGCGUUGCCUUUUUGUGUCUUUUGUGUCUUUAAAUACUUUAGUUUUUUUUCGUGUAAGAGUUCCUGUGUGUUUUAAUGAAUAACAAAACUACAAAAGAAUAAAGUCAAUCUUGUUAAAGGGCCAUGAUUAGUUUUACUAUAAUGUGCCCUUCUCCAUUCUAAUUUUCUUCUUUUAUUAUCAUUAUUAUGUACACGUAGUUUAAGCAACUUUGCACCAAUUGAUAUUGUACAACUAAUGUAUUAUUAAUAUUGUACAACUAUUGUAUUAUUGUACAACUAAUGUAUUAUAGGAUGGAGUAAAAAAUAAAAUACAAAAAAUACAAAUACAAAAUCUUCAUGGGGGUCAUAUGCUUGACCUGGCUUGACUGUUAAAGAGUUGAUGUUUUCAUUUCACUAUAGCUCCUGCAUGCCUUCUUGACCCUGAACUUGGUGAACACCAUUUCCUGAGAACAGCAUCAAAUAUCAGGAUCCAUUAUGUUGCUAAAGGAGACACAGGGAAACCACUUAUGCUGUGUAUACAUGGGUUCCCUGAGGUAAUGCACACACGUUGCUGCUGUUUGUAUACCAAAGCCAUUAAAAAGCCAUUAAAAAGCCAUUAAAAAGUUUAAAUCAUCCUGCCAUCUGGAACUAGAAGUACAAGGGUUUUUUUAGUUAAUCAUUAAAUUUUAUUAAUGAAGUUUACCAUACCCUAAGAGAAACAAAAAAUGCAUUGAGAGGACUCACUCCAAAAUAUCAUUAAAAAAAAAUUAGAAUAGAAAUAGUAAUUAGUCAAAAGCAGCAGCAAAACAAAGAAGAUAUUUAAGGAAUGCAAACAAAUGGAACAUACAUAUUUAGGUAUUUUAAAUUAUCUUCAAUUCAGAUAUAAAAAAACUGGACAUAACAAAAUAAAUCAUUAUUUUGUUCUGGAGACAGUAAUUAUAAUUUGCGCUUUAGACACAGAAGACCACCUGUUAGUAAGGGCUAACAAGGGUAAACAUGCAAAUAAAAGUUGCCUGAUGAUUGCUUCGCAAAAGGCAUUCAAACUUUGAGUAGCAAUAAAUGUUCAAGAUUUAAUCCAGUUCCAUCAGUCUACUUGUAAGUAUAUUUUGUAAUUUAUUAGCAGAUGUAAUGCCAUUUUUCAAGGAAAUACUGUUAAUACAAUGUAAACCAUUAUUAUUAUUAUUAUUAUUAUUAAUACAAAGAAGUUAAAUAUAUAGAGGAUAUUACACGGUGGCACGAAGAUAUGAAUUUUAUUUGCGAGUGGCAAAACAAUAGUUUAUGAACGAGCGCAGCGAGUGAGUAAAAUAUUGUUUUUGCCACAAGAAAAUAAAAUUCAUAUCUUCAAGCCGCCGUGUAAUGUUCCUUUUAUUAUAUAGACAAAAAGACAUUGAUAAAAUAAUAGAGGGAAAGGACCGAAAUUACGUCAUCGAUAAACUCGUGUGAGAUUAUAGAAAAUAAACCACUCGGGUCCUGGAUGUAGUUUUUAUGAAUUUUACGAGUGGUAUAUUUUCCAGUAAAACACUCGAGUCUAUAUAAUAAAUAAUAAUGAGUAACUUAGAAAAUAUUAUGCAUUGAAAACCACUGACCCUGUUUUAAAAUCACUUUGCAGUUUUGGUAUUCCUGGCGAUAUCAGCUGAAAGCUUUUAGUGAUAAUUUCAGGAUGGUUGCUGUAGAUUUGAGGUACUGUAAAAAGUAUAUAAUGAUUUGUAAAAUACAAAUUGCAAGUAGCCAAACUGUAUUUUGCAUAGCUGCUACAACUGUAAAACAUACCUGAGUAAUUAAGUUACACAAAAAAAUGUGGGAUUUUUGUCCAGUUAGCUAACUCAUUUUUGGCAUCCUUGAGACUGACAGAAAUUAUAGCUCAGUGACAUGGUAAUUUAAUUCAAAACUGUUGAAUAUGCCCUCCCCUAUCCCAUUCUCAGCAGUUUAUUUUGAUUUCAUGAGAAACAAAAUUAAAGAAUUUUUAAAAAGCUAAAUCUUACAGCAGUAUUUUGUAUUUAAGGGGCUAUGGUGAAAGUGACAGUCCUAAAGGGCGAGAACAUUACAAGACGUCAUUAUUGGUUAACGACAUUAAAGAAAUUGUAAGUGCACUUACAUGUAUUGCUGAAACAACAUAUUGAGUGAAGAAGAUAUAAAAAUGUUUAAUCCUCUGCAAGGCUGUGCUCUAAAGAAAAUUGAAGGAAGCCCAGUGUCCCGAAACUGCAAAAUCUAGGGUGCCCAGCAUAUGAAUUGUAUGAAAAAUCUGAGAUUUUCUAGUUGCCCGAGGGCAAAAGUAAGGUGCCAGGGGUCACUGGGCCCUGCUAGAGCACAGCCCUGCUCUGUAUGCACCUCGUAAACUUUGUUAUAAAAUAUUUUAUAGAUUCAAAGGACACUUUUAAAUUAAACAUCAUAGUCUAGAAGAUUUUGUAAAAAGAUCACAAAUGUAAAAAAAAAACAAAAAAACAAAACAAAACAAAACAAAAAUUAAAUAAAUAAGAAUAAUAAAUUUUUUCUUCAAUGUCUGUACAGCUUUGAGUACAUGUUGUCUAAUACAGAAAUAAGGGCUAUAAUAUCUUAUAUUAUACUGUGUUGCAAAGGAGGUCAUCAGAGUUUUCUUGCCGCUGGUAAAAGAAAAUUUUUAUUUUUUUUAUAUCAAUACCCGUAAUGUGCAGGAUUGGUAAUGUGAGCUCAGAAAAGAUAUUAAUACAAUUUAUUAAUUUAUUUACAGAUUGAGGCACUUGAUUACAAAUCUUGCACUUUGCUGAGUCAUGACUGGGGUGGAGCUUUGGCAUGGUAAGGUGGCCACUGCAUCGUAAUAUAAUCUCACGGACACUUGUCCAUUAGACAGAAGUUAUCAAGCCAAUUCCUCUAACUCAUGCUUGUGGAUGCCAUCUAUCUGAGUGACAGUAAUUACCCUUCUUGAGAAGUGUUGGUAUAACCUGUCAAUUCUGAACAAACAGAAGGUAUACCAUGAGCUGGUAUACCAGAACAAGUCUUGUAAACAAAUGAUUACAGGCUCUGCCGCCCUUCCCCACCCCAGUUUCCUUCUGUUUUAUUUUUAUCUUUGCGCUUUCUCAAUUUUGCUGACCUGACUAUCUCGGAGCCUGAAACAGGCUAGCCUCCCAUACAGAUAUUCUUAGGGGUUCAUUACGUGUUCCUGCCCCACUAACCUGUGAUAAACCCCUAAGAACGUUUACGGGGGAGGCUAGGAAUAGCCACUUCAGUGAGGGCAUGGUAUUCACAGGCAAGCAAGAGCUUAGUAUGUCCAGCAGUCAUAUUAUCCUUGAUUUUAAGAUCAUAAGAGAGUUGGGGAUGGUACAGAGACCAAGCAGCUGCGACGGAGACUAACAUAGCCAUGUAAAAGAUGCUCUUUCCUCUGUUAAGAACCUGUGUCAUUUUAAAGAAGAAACCCUCGUGACCCAGAUUGUUGGAGUCAGGGUUGUUUAGUCAGUCCCCUCUUCUCUUGUGCUGACCAAUUCAACUUACUAAACCCAAAGGAGUGUCUUAUUAAUUUGAUAAAUCUGUCUACGUGUGUUUUAACCUCAGGUCUUUUGCACACAUGCAUCCAGAGUUUGUAGACAAAUUGAUAUUUUGCAACAUCCCACACCCAAGGUUAGUUCUAGCACCUGCCACCUCCCUUAUUUGUUAUGUACAGUCAUUUUUACAGUCACCCACCUAAUUUGACACCUCAGUAUUACAGACAGUUUGCUUUGUCCCUGGGGAAAGAAAUUUCUUCAAAUUCACUCCCAUAAAAUGGACACCCCGUUAUUAAAUAUGGACACUUUCUGUGACCCCCCAGUGUCCAUAUUAUCGGGAUUUGAAUGUAUAGAUAAUAUGAACUAUACUGCUAUAUACUGGGUUUUCUGUUUCACUAAUUGUCAGAAAGUAAAAAAAAUUAUGAACUUAGUUUCCACCAAGUAAAACUCUACAACUGUUCGUAACUCCAUAAACACUGCUUCCGUCACGCUUGACUAUACACGCCAAACGUUUAACUUUCUUUGCUUGUAAAAAAUAGUUAAAACCUCGUCUGGACUCGUCUACUUAUAAACUUUGACGAUAAAAUUCUAGAACUUCUUCAAAUACUCUAAUUAUAGAAAGAUUACAAAAAUAGAUGCUUUAGAAAGGCUUAAACAAGAUCCUAAAAUAAAUAAACUACGAACCCUCGUGAAGCUUCUAGAAUGCCAGCCAGUCACCGAAAAAAAAAAUUUGGUAACACCUCUAUGCCUGAGCCAAAACCGCUCGCGCAUGCUCCAUACUUGAUCUGAUUUUCUAAAACAGCGCUCGUGUAUUCUCUGAUUGUCUUAGCCGAGUUAAUCCAGCUAUCGAGCGAAAGUGAUCAUUAGAUUCAAGACGAGGAUGACCACGAGUACGAGAUUUGACUCAAAGUUUUUUCGCGUAUUCUCAAAAUAUAGACUCCCCGGAAAGCUUCAUUUUACCAUUUUUCACCUGAAAAGUUAGCACUGUUACCUUUAGUGAAGGAGGUUACACCCUCUCCCGAUGGCAAAAUGAUAAAACUUCUAACAUUUGAUACCGUAAAAUUCCGAAAAUAAGCCCCUCCAACUGAAAUAUAAGCCCCCCAAACUGGUAACGCAAAAAACCCUCCGUCCAAAUAUAAGCACUCCCGGGGGCUUGUACUUGGAAAAGUGUCCUCAAAUACUGAUUAAAACAAAGCCAAAACGUUAAAUUUACUUCCAACUAUAAGGCUAGCCCAAUCGGUUUUGAAACGCAAAUUUCCCUCCGUAGAUAAGCCCCUCCAAAAAUAAGCCCCUUAAAAAAGGGCCUUUGAAAAAUAUAAGCCCCUGGCUUAUUUUCGGAAUUUUACGGUAACUUGUUUUCGCCACUUCGACAUUCUCGCUAAAACUCGUAGUAGAGUGUAGUUUUCCCGCCAAAAUGACGCUGGUUCACGCGCGUGUACCACUUAGUACCGAGAAAAUCACGUACUCGUUGUCGUCCUCGUCUCAGAAUCUUAAAGUCUCUAUUAUGGAAAAACGUUGGCCUGGCUAGGAGGGUGAGCCUACCAUCACAAAAGGGUUGUUGGCUCGGCUAGGUGGGUCCCCCUUCUAACAGGGCCAAUCUUUUUGUUUCGGCUCGCCACGUUGUGUAAGGAAAUCAGUGGCUCGCUGAGGGUAGCUUGUGUAGGCGGUGACCCUUCAACCCGGGUAAACUUUUCUCCAUAUAGAGUAAACAGGGCCUAAUGAAUGUGAUAGCAGGUUUCUCUGUUUCUGUCCAUCAGAUGCUUUCAGAAGUACUUCCAAUCCUCCAGAAAACAGUUCUUUGCCUCUUGGGUAAGAGAAACUUUGCUGAUGGGUACUACAUGUAUGAUAUUAAGCACUGAGUAAUUUUUAGGAGUCCCUCAUCCCUAAUCACUUAUCAAAAGUCCUGUCAGUGGAAAAUUAGCCCUCUGGCGCCCCUCAUUCCCCCUCCCCUUUUCAUCUUUUAAAGCCUGGCCUGCCGCUGAGUCUUGACUGUAACUGCAAGGAUCCUCCCUACAGCUGUUUCUUCAUUCCGCGGUUCAGUUAGAUGAAAUUCAUAAAUACAGUGAUUUUGUUACAAAUGGUUAGGGUGAGUCCUGAGACUCAUCUUGUGAAACAUCAUGAGUCCCAGUCUAGAACCACUGAGUCGCAGUUAAAAAAAAAAAAAAAAGAAAAUCUGAAAUUGAAAAUGCUUGGGCCUGUAUUUGACAAGGCAGAUAAAAGGCAUUCUUUUGUAACGCGCAACGAAGACUAAAAGAAAUGUGCGUUGUUAAACAACAGCCACAGAAAUCUCACGAACAGUAUAUUCUAUAAAACAUCUUCAGAUCGAUCGAUCUUUGCUUCCUACGGGACACAUUCCAUGAACUUUUGUGCAUCUUUAGCGAUUUUUAUGCGUUGGUGACGCUGGAAUCAGAGGUAACAAAAUCACUGGUAUUACACAUACUAAUUAUUAUUUCAUUCGUGUUUGUAUUAACUCUCUAAGCCUCCUAAAUACAUAUAAAUUCUCCACAGUGGCAUCCAUACAUUGCCUUGAAAAAUUAGUCGAAAGAAUUCGUAAAAAGAUCAAAGCAAUUUUUCCUUUAGUGAUUAUCUAUCAAUUCUCUUAACCUUUCUACUUGAUUAUGUAUUGACGUGGUUUGGAGAAAAUAAUUGUUGGUCGCUCUUGGAACUUAAAUGGUUGAGACGAGUUGUUUUUUGUUUUUCAGUACAUCUUUUACUUUCAAUUGCCAUACCUUCCUGAGUUUACGAUUGAGAUGAAUGACUACAAGAUGUUAAGCAUGGCUUUUAAGGUGAUUCCUUAGUAAAAAAACCUAACGUAGAUUGUAGAUGAAACUUGGUACACUGAUGUAACAAGUCAAGAAGAUGACAAAAAAAGUAAUAAAAAGUGGUGGUCACCCGUCACUGUGCUCGUUUUGACGUCACAUUGCUGACAAAUACGGCUAUUUAGAACCCUCUGGCAAAAACCGCGCGCAGCCCAAAACUAGACAAAAAUUAAGGAGAGAUUUUUUCGAUGAUGCAUGUGGUAUCGCACAGAAUUUGAUUUAAAUGUUUUAUUUAUCCACUUACGUACCAGAAAUUAAAAUGCCUUUUUAUGCUACUGUUUUUACUUUACGCUCCAAAGUAGACUUAAUUUGGACACGCUGUAUUCGACCUGUAAAAGCUCAAUCCGUACAAUUUAGUAAAAUUGCCAAAAAACUCAACAUAGAUUUAUGCCCAUUUUUUUAUCAUUGAAAGGGAGGAUUGUUCUUAUUAAAAGUGGGGGACACCGUACUCGUUUUUGCGGUAGAGCAGCAUGUGUAGAAAGUGUGCACCACAUGCGUUUCCUCCGAUUUUUGAGAGAGGACUGGGGCGAAUUUUUAAAGUGGCAUGUAUGUGAAAGAGGGAAGAAAGCAUUAAAAAAUCCGUUUUUCCAGAAUUUACAUCGAGAUAUCACAGUUAGAACGCAGUGUGAUAAAAAUGGUGCUUAAAUGAAAAUCAAAGUGAGAUAGCACAAGGUUAACGUCCACUAUCGAGGUUCUCCGUAAGAAUGUCGAACUCAGCAACACGCGUACUGCUUACGUUAUGCACAUUCCCAACACAUUGAGUCUCCUCUCGGCAAGAAAUAACCGCAACCGAAAAUUCUAAUAGCGUUUCUCUUUAGUCAACUUCAUUUUAAUAAUGUUACUUUGGAUGCUCUUUUUCACGGCGGCCAUCAUGUUAUGCGGAAUAAGAGAUGCGCAGUGCAAAACCAGCGAAUCACCUUAAGGUCCAGUGCUGUACUGUGCAAAAUUUGGGACCACAGUCAACCUUGGACACCAUAACGAAAACGGAUCUUUAUAAAGUACAGUCUCGUUCUUUUGAGCCUCGUCGCGAUUACUCCGGGUUGAGUUUCCCUGGAUUCGAAUUCUUAGGCCCGCACAUAAACGUUAGCCUGCAAGAGCAUCCGGUUUUUCGGCUCUAGUUUUGAAACUAGAAACUAGUGCCGAAAAAACCGGAUGCUCUCGCAGGCUAAUAAACCUCGGCGUCGUAUUUUUCACAAAGUGUGUUGCAUGUCCAAAGUUGCUUAUAAAAUAACAAUACGGGCAACAUUUUCGUUCAACUUGUUGUGCAGCAUAGUUGUUUGUCAAAUUAAAAAUCGUCGUUGCCUGUUGAUAUCGCCUCUUGCGUGCUCAGCUUGUUACCGAACUGAUGUUAGUGUUGAAAGUUGCGGUUACAUGUUGCAGAAUUUACACUGAGGCUAGACCCGAAUUAGUACUACUUUUUCGGCGCGCAUCACUGCGCCUUUGGUUUUUUGAUGUGCUUGUUUUCGCCGUCGUGGUGAUUUCCUUAAGCUGUCAUCAUAGACUUCGUAGUUAACUUGGUUGAACUGAGAGCUAGCAAACUAUCACAUUUGUUCCUUUGUUUUCACAAGGACGUGGGUUUCACAGAUGAAGAUGUGGAAGCGUACAAGUAUGCUUUGAGUCAGAAUGGUCUUAGUGGUCCUUUGAACUAUUACAGGAAUGCACUGUUAUCUUCUGAUCGACCUCGGGGACUGUUUAACACCAAGAUAAAGGCCCCAACUCUUGUUGUGUGGGUAAGCAUAUAAUGUCAAAACCAAAGCCCCCAGGAACCUCGUUGCUGCCUUUGCCUUAAGGUGGGAACACAUUAGGCGAUACGUCGCUGCAACACUUCGCGGCGACAAAUCACUCCGUGUGUACAGGUCGGGCGAUAACUUGCUGCAACAAGUUGAUCGACUCGUCGCGGCGACAAAUCGCUUCGUGUGUACUGGUGAAUUCAUGUGCAAAUCUUUGUCUUAGCAGGCAACAAGUCGCACAAAUUUAGUCUGAUUUGCUUUCGUGCAACUUGUUUCGGGGACAAAAUUCUCCAGUACACACGGAGCGAUUUGUCGUCGCCGCAACGUGUUGCUGCAACUUCUCACCCAGUGUGUUCCGACCUUAAGGAUGCUGGGAAGCAAUCUCGUUCCUAGGGUGUCUCGUCUUUCCGAAUGAAGCCAGAUUGGACACCUUAUGAAUUUUACACAACGCAUUAUUUCCAUAAUGGAACAAGACUGGAAUGUAGAAUGAGGCUAGAAUGGCUGAAGAAACCAAAACUACAGAGCUCCAGUUAUGGAGAGAACACAGUAGAGAGUUAUGCACUGAUCUGCAGUGAUUAGGGUUAAGCACUGAACUGAAAACGGUUAGCUUUCAAAUAUUGUAAUGGGGUACGGCAUAUAUAAGAACAUGUAUAUUUUAAAAAUUACUGGAUUUGGCAGCUAGUCCUCGAUGGUGUAGUGGAUAUGGAUUUAGGAUAUAAAGCAAGUGACCCGGGUUCAUAGCAUCACAGUGGAGUUUUUCUAUUUCACUUUUAUAUUACACAGUAAAGUUGGACUUAAGUUUUUCUUCAUGUAAUUUUACUGAAAGAAGCAAUCUGACUUCAGCCGAUGUUACCUAAUGCUAACCGGCUAAGAAGAGGGGGACAAAAGAAAGCGCGCGGAGGACGAUGGGAAGGGGUAGAGAAAAAAAUAGACAAGUUUCUCGUUUUCCCAUCCAGAGGCAGGAGCUGGAGAUUUAAAGAUUUAUUUUGUUUUAUCCUUCUUGAAUUACAUGUAUUAACGAGUUUUUUUUAAAAAUCAUUUUUAGGGCACGGCAGAUAAGGCACUCACUGUUGAGACCUUGGAAGGAACAGAGGAAUAUGUUGAAGAUCUGACAAUCAAGUAAAUGGCUUAUUAUUACUCAUUAAAAAUAUUUCUCCUUUUAUUGACUAAGAUCACACGCAUAUUUCGUCAUAACCAACUUUUGUUGGCUAAAUUUGGAAGAAUUUGCCAAAUUGAACCGAUGAUGUCAAAAGUGCAGACCUGGGGACGAUUGAGUGAGUAAUGGCGAAGUAAGCCGUAUAAAUGGCGGAACAUUUUACCUCGUUACACGGCGAACUGUUGUCUAAAAACAUAGCAAGAACAGCAAGAAGACAACUCGACGGACGGCAUCUUCUAUUUGGAGUAUAUUUGCAGACCUUAACAGCCCGUUAUCUUAUAAACUUCCCGAUAAAGGUGCACUAUCGAUAUGAACUUAACGUCGACGGAGGUGACCAUGUUUUAGCUUGUUUUUAAACCUAGAACUAUUUUGAAUGAAUAAUAAAGCAAUUAUUGAAUUCGGCUUUCGUAGGUUAUGAAGAAUUGGAUAGUGAUUUAUCCGGUCGAUAACGCUAUCAAACUUUUCAACAACUGGGACGAGCAAUCUCUAUCCAGUGGAGAACGCAACGGUUUCCCUUACUCUCAUCCAAUUGAUAGUGAUUUAUCCAGUGAAUGGCUAUAUCCCGUUUUUGAAAACGGGGGCCUUACCUGCAACUAGUGGAACUACCUUAUGGUCUUCCUAACUUACUUACCGACCAACCAAGCCAAAGGAUGAACUGCGGACCGACUAAAAGCUCGAUCAACCUGCAGACGACUCCAAUAAACAGACGUACUCGGAUUGACGACCAACUUACUGACUGAAGUUUAAUCGAGCUUUUUUGAGAAAUUUUCUUCCAACGAGACUUGAGGCAGUGAAAUUUUGAGCCAUUGAACUUUUGGUAUUAAAAAAAUGGUUGACUAAUUGAUUGAUUUGUUAUAUUAAUCUUGCAUAAUAUUUCAACAGGUAUGUCGAUGGAGCAAGUCACUGGGUUCAGAUGCAUGAACCGGAAGUCGUGAAUCAGCACAUCCGGGACUUUUUAGCUGCUCACCCGAACUGAAGGCGUCAUUUGGGAGCUUAAGCAACGGCGACGGCAAUGAAAACGGCAAGAAAGCAGUAGGCUUAGAUUAGAAAAACAACAUUUUAUUUGCAUUUAUUUGCCGUCUUUGCACAACUACGGCGUCAAACUUCCUAUAAUUUUUAUAGUUUUACGUAGAUCGUCAGACACGAGACAACGACUUUAUCUUUCUUUUUCUGAACUUAGAUACAGUCCUUUCGAAUUUAACUCCAGAAGAAAUCUGCAUCAUAUGGUAAAUUGAACGAGAUAGAAUACAAGCGAUAGGAAGGAGGUCUUGCGCCUCGCUUCUGUGACUUACAUGACCCGUGACAUAAAUGACACUUUCGUGACAAAUCACCCGGAUGACAGGAAAACCCUCCUUUGCUGGUAGCUGGAGAAAUACAAUAAUGAUCAGUCACAUUCAGAAUAAAACCAUUUAUUUCUUUCAGAAAUAAAUCUCAUUUGAUUAACGUUUUCGUUCUGGUUGCCGUCUCGGUUGCUCAAGCCCCCUAGUAAGAGAACGGUUCUAUUAAAAGCAUUCCACCAUAAUGCAAAUCGAGUGAAAACUUGUAGAAAUUAGUCUGCAACGAACUUGACCGUGGCCACCCAUUGUUAAUCGGCCAGUCAUAGGCCUCCUUGGCAACAAAGGGGCCUGCUUUUGUUAGUUAGCUAACCAAUAAAAAACGAGAACAUCUCUUUAAAGUUCAUAAUGUCGGUAGUACCGGUUGAGCUCAUUGCAUUGUCUUGAGUCAUAGAAAUGAGAUGUGAUUAUUCUUUGAAGAGUAUAUCGUAAAUUAAUUAUCAUGGACCAAUCAAAAUGCAACCAAUAAGGAUUAUAUAUGUAGUUGUAUGUUUGAUACCUAUAACCAAACGUAUGUGUAGUAGCGUAUUAGUAUAUAGCACAAAUCAGUUAACCCAAACGACUGAAACGAGCCCAAUCUUCUCUUGGUUGACUGUUUAUUUCAUUAAAAAGAAUCAAUGUGUAUGUUUGAUAAGUUGGUCUAUGUCUACGCAUGAUUAAAGUUCAAAUCAUUUUAACAAUAGAAGACUUUGAGGAGGGGGUUGAAUGUCCACGCAAUUCAUUCUGGGUGAUCCAUCCGCCAUUUUGCCUUUUUUCAACGGAGAAUCAGCAUAUACGCCAAUCCCGUCCCCAGGGUCUUCUCGCUUUCAACACUUCCACAUUUCCCAUAAUGCACCUUAUUUGCUCCCCCCCGCACCCCCUCCAAAAAAAAAGUUUGCAUAAGUAUUGUUUUCAGUUUCUCUUGGGACGGUUGUAAUACCCAGGAGAAAUGAAAAACAAAGGUUAUGCAAAUUUUUUUUUUUGGGGGGGGGGGGCGGAUAAGGUGCGUUAUGGGAAAUGUGGAAGUGGCGUAUUACCAUUGGGCUGUGCCACAGGCCGCCCAUGCAAUAAUAGGAGACUUGAGCAUGUACACCACGCAAACGUAGUCGUUUUUUUCAGAUGAAAAUCUUGGUCCUGCAUGUGUUUUGACAGUCAAAAUAAUUUAAGAUUAUGAAGUUCUCCGAAUAAUAAAGCGGUUGGAUUUAUGGACGAAACUUUUGGGUUUGUGGAAGAAACUGUGGGAUUUUGGGACAUCUCCAUUGUGCUUCAAAAUUUUGCCUUAUCGUAAAUGACCUAAUAAACGCCCACCUCUGAAUAUCUAAUAAAUUCUCCUCUCUACGCUGUUGGCAUUGUAUUAGACAGCCCUCUCUAAUAAACGCCCCCUGUCUAAUAGACACCCUCUACGAGAAUUUCUCCAGUUCCUUGCUUGAUUAAUAAGGCAUUGCGUGUUUUAUCUUGUUCAAUUUCAAAGUUAAAGUGAGGAGAAACUAACGAUGGCAACACAAUAACCCUGAGCGAGGAUUCUGACAUCGAUCUUGGGAUUUGAAAGAGCGAUAUGGAUCUCUUGAGGGCCUAGACGUAUUAACUCAUGGAAUGGAUAUUCCUCUUUUUUGACUCUCUGGAUAUUUCUGCCGAAAGCAUACAGUAUAAGUUCUUUUGAGCUUGUUACGGUUAUGAGAACAAACGCCCCUCUUUUUAAAAUGCUUCCUUUCUAUUACCCCCCCCCCCUCCCGCCAACCCCCGCUUGUACCCCUUAAAUUCAGAAGCCCCAGGUGUUUAGUUUAUUAGGUCAGUUACGAUGAGCCAUUUUUCCAGUUUUUUCCUGUGAUGCGCUUCGGACUUGAGGGAGCCAUCGUCUAGACUUGCACUACAUACGGCUGUUGGUACAUGAUGGCGAACAAAUUGAUUAGGGCUCUGUUCGUAUACAGUUUGGCUUUGAUUUAUGGCUUUAUGGUAUGUUUAGUUAUAUUGUUGAGAGCUAUUUGGAACCUUGAAAUACCGACAAGGGGAAAGCGACGAGAAAAACGUAAGUAACGAUCGGUGAAUUUGCACCGGUUCAGCGAACCUGAUCUGUUGUGCAGUAUUGUACAUGUAUAUCUGAUGUCAAUUCGGUCAUCUUUUUGCGUUUAAUAGUGCUCACUACAGCAGGGACCCUUCGAACUAUUAGCUUUACAUCAAUUUAUGCGAAAUUAAAGCUGCUGGCUAAUUUGCUUCCCCUUUCGGCGGUCCUGUAGCUGUGGAAUCGACUUGUAAGCGAAACGACCCGUUUCCUGUGGCAGCUGUCCUCAUUUAAGAGGUACGAAGAAAGGAAAGCGCGCGACCUAGCUGUCAGCUAAGCUCACGUUCUUUUGCUUUUUGAACGUUGUAUAUUACUAAUACAAAGUUCAAAAAAAUGGAAUGACCCUCACGCGGUACAAACGGCUUAUCUACAAAAUACAGGGCAAUUUUCUAAGUAUAUUCCUUUGCAUUGGGCGGUACCCUGCGAGCAGAGGGUUCGCAUGGCUUUUAGCGUUUAUAAUACCAAGUCAGUGGCGUAGUAGGUUUGUUUACGCGCUGAAAACCUCUGCAGCGAGCCGCUUGUUAUUUGCGUUGUGCAUGUGUUACGAGUUAGCGACAAGAGGAAUAUUUAGUUCGCUGACUAAACGUAAGGAACGCAGCAGGGUGUUCGGAACAGUGACAGGAUGAGUUAUAGUUAUUCCAAAAAUGAACGUGGCAUCACAGCGGCACCUCUACGACAUAACUCACAACUCUGGACUUGUAAACAAUGAACACGGCCUCCGCCAAAAACUGAACCCACGAACCUGAUCAAAACGAGUGUUCUUGUUUAUUUGCGAAGUCGAGUUCUAGAACGUUCGAACAGGUCUAAUAAUAGUACGCUCAGUGAGCUCCUAAAAUAAACAAUCUGAGAAUAGUCAUGCAAUGUCACGCUAGUCACGCUAGACACUUUUUGGCAACAUAACCCCCUCUUGAGAAGAAACGGGAACAGAAAAAUUGUUAAAUUGAUGGCUUCUACCUUGAAAUUGUACCUUUGUAGGAACAUCACCCAUUGCAUGAGUUGUGCGUUAGCAUGUCUUGCGCUGUCCAUGUACUUUAAGUAUUUAAUGGUUAGUGGACUGUCUGCAACACAUAUGGUACUCCAUACGAGUAUAAAUGAAAUCUCUUGAUUCCCCACACAAUCACAAUUAAGUCACUCUUUCUCGAUUGUACAUUUAGAGUCGUUGCACUUUGCGCUUAACAAUUUCUUGCUGGUUAAUGACUGUAAAGGAGUUGAUGUUUUCAUGAUCAUUUCUCUGUAGCUCCUGCCUGCCUUCUUGACCCUGAGCUUGGUGAACACUAUUUCCUGAGAACAGCAUCAAAUAUCAGGAUCCAUUAUGUUGCUAAAGGAGACACAGGCAAACCACUUAUGCUGUGUCUUCAUGGGUUCCCUGAGGUAAUGUUAACAAUGCUGCUUCUGUUUGUUUUCACAGCCUCUGCAUCCAUAGAUGUUAAAUAAAUGUACAUUAAAACUACCAAAAAGUUAAAAAAGGUGACAAUUACAUCAUCUUUCCAUUUCAGGUCUAUACUAGCUAGCCUGCGCCACAAAACUGAUGAAUCAAAACUCUGGUUAAGUCUGUCUGUGAAACAGCACUAAAGUCUUUGUUCUGGGUUCCACACCAGGAUUUGAGUACACGCCAUGAUAAUGGCCUGUUAAAAAAGUCAUUGUAGAUUUGCCAAUCCGACUAUGAAAGAAAAUUUGAAACACGUUUCUGAAACUUUGUAGAGUCUGUUGGGGGCACAGAACAUUAGGAUCUGGGUGUUGCUUUGCAGACAUUACUAACUGAGGUUGAAUUGCAUCUGCAUGGCACAGGCUAAUACAGGUCUACAGCUACAAGGGUUUACUUGUUACGAUGUAUAACAGAUUAAAAUAGGAUAUGAGUUAGUGAGCAAAUUGCUUAAUAGACAAUGUAAAUUAAUAUUAAUAUACUGGCCUUAAGAACCACUGACCCUGUUUUUCUGUUUUAAAUAUUAAAAUCACUUUGCAGUUUUGGUAUUCCUGGCGAUAUCAGCUCAAAGCCUUUAGUGAUAAUUUCCGGGUGGUUGCAGUGGAUUUGAGGUACUCCAAAAACUAUAAUCAUUUAUUAUUAAACGCCUAAGAAAAACGUCACAUCAAGAAUUUUCUCUGGCAUUGCCCUGUGGCCCCUGGCACUCUUAGGCAACAAGGAAAUCUUGGUUUUUUCAUGCAAAACACUAUACUCAACACACUGGAUUUCAUAGAUUUUAUAGAGCAACAGGGUAAUAUCAGUUCCUCUUAUAGUGCACUACCCUUGACAUUAAUUUAUACCAUACAUGUAAUUCAAAAGCUUUGGGGAGAAUGCAUGGGUACAAGCUUGAUCCAGCACAAUGAUUUCUUGAAUCAUUCGGGUGAACAAAGCAUCUUAUGAUAUUAGACAUCAAUCAGUUGCCUUGAUCACCAUCGUCCCAUCAUAGCUAACAUGUGUCCACCCUAAUGAUCCAAGAAAUCUGAGUGCACUGAAAAUUUUGAAAACACAACUUUUGUUUUAGGGGCUAUGGUGAAAGUGACAGUCCCAAAGGGCGAGAACACUACAAGACGUCAUUAUUGGUUAACGAUAUUAAAGAAAUUGUAAGUGCACUUACAUGUAUUACUGAAACAGCAGAUUGAAUGAAGAAUUUAAAUACAAAACUUUUGAGGUUAUAUAUCAAGCAUGAGAAGUAGUGUUUCAUCACCACAGGAAACAUUGACAAGAGAGUUGAAAAUACAAUGCGCAGCGGAGUAUUUUUGACGAACUUCGAGGUGUUUCAGCUGGUGAUGAAACACUGUCGAAUGCUUGAUAUAUUAUUUACUUCUCAAACAAAAUGAUUUUAGAAGGAGAAAUAAAUUAAGGAUGCAAAAAUGAGCAGUUUUUUGUCUGAUUUCCAAACUGCCAUUAAACUUAAAUGUCCUUUGUAUUUUCUUUAUGAAUUUUUGAUGAGUUUGAGAAGGUUGGAUGACAAUUUGUCUAUAAUAAACAAAUAAUUUUGUGGAUUCAAAGUCUUUUAAUAAAAAUAAAUGCUUUAGAAAAAUUAGGAAUCAAAAAUAAAAAAGAAUAGAAAAAAUAUUAAAUAUAAAAGAUAAGAAUAAUGAAAAUAUUAUUUUCCUUGGCUGUCUGUACAGCUUUGAGUACAUUAAUUGUCUAAUUCUAUUUAAUGACAAUCAUUAUGCCAAUUUCAUAAUAAUUUAUUAUAACGUAUUAUUAUUAUUGCAUUAACUGCAUUAUUAAAAAAAUAAAUGCUGGGGAGAUAAUCAUCAUAAUUUUUUGCACAGCAGCGGGUUAAAAGAAAUUUUUUUUUUCAAUUAUUUCAUAGCAGCACCCUUUAUAUUUAGAGGACGCAAGCUCUUAAAAGACUAACGUUUUUUUAAAAUUUCUUCACAGAUUGAGGCACUUGGAUACACGUCUUGCACUUUGUUGAGUCAUGACUGGGGUGGAGCCUUGGCGUGGUAAGGCGGCCAGUGCACCAUAAUAAUCCUUUAACUCUCAAGAUGUGAUCAACAUCAAUUUUCUGAUGUGAAGAUACAUUAGACAUGACUAGAACAGCAAGAGCAAACUGAUGUUAGAGUUCAACGCUAAUAUUAAUAAUAUUUUAUUUGUUGUUGUAAAAUUAAGUGUACUGUGAGCAGCCCAUAAGAAGAAGGCAGGUAGAGAAGGUGAACCUUUCUAUUUGCAUCACUGUAUGCUUCCCUCUGGCCGUAUUUAUUCUCUGCAGCCCUGCAAAGUGUUAACGCUAAUGAGCACCUGUGCCAUCUUAUAGGAGAAACCCUGGUAGCAAAGGUUUUUUGCGGCAGUGGGUUUGUUUAGUCAGGGGGUAUCUACUUUGAUAAAUCUUUUUCUCUUUGUUUUAAAUUCAGGACGUUUGCCCACAUGCAUCCAGAGUUUGUAGACAAAUUGAUAGCUUGCAACAUACCACACCCUAGGUUAGUACCAGCUAGCACUUAUUAGGCUGACUUAUCAACAGAACCGGAAAGUCGGUUGACGACGGUGCGCGUACGUACGAACCAAAAUUUUUUCGAUGUAUAUAGAUAACCACAGUUUCUUUCCCAUGGUGCUUUGCUGUAUGCAUGAGGGCUCUGCUCUAAAGUUUACUACUAUAUACUGUGUCGCCUGUGUCACUAAUUCUUAAACCGUAAAAAUUUGGAAUACCAACAUGUGCCUAUCGCGGUACGUGUACGAUGUAUGGGCUCAAUCCCGUUUAUCUGAAGAAAACCUUUGCCAGGUAGUAGAAUCAACCUCCCAAAAAAAAGCUUUAGCUUUAUUAUUAUGAGAAAAAGGUUGAACCAGGUUGGCCAAUAGCGCUGGUGCAUACUCUUAUUGCCCAAAUAGGCGCUAGACAAGCGGAAUCGUUUACAUGGAAAAAAUUUGCCCUGGCCAGGAGGUUAACCCUACCAUCACAAAACGGUGACCUAGUUCAAGGCGGGUAAACCUUCCAGCUUUAGCCUGUACACAGACGUUUUAUUUUUCUCGUCGUUGUCGAUAAACCCUCUGCGGUUUCUGUCAUUUAUCACGCGCGCUCGACGGACUUUAAAAAGAAAAUAGAGGCCUGUGAACAGGCUAUUCUAGCUUAGCCAACUUUUUGCGUCUCGUGUAAACACUGUAAACGGUUCGUCAUGUCUUGCAAGGAAAUGUAUGAGAAGUUGGCUCGCUCAGGGUAGCUUGGAUAGGGGUGGGUAGGGGGGGGACGGAGGCGGGGGCGGCGGUGACCCUUCUAUCCGGGGAAACUUUGUACUAUUCUAGCUUACAGUGUAAACGGCUCGCCACGUUUUGUAAGGAAAUGUAUAAGAAGUUGGCUCGCUCAGAGUAGCUCGUGUAGGCGUGUGACCCUUCAACCCGGAUAAACUUUUCUCCAUGUAAGCAGGGCCUAAUGCAUAUCUGUUUCUCUCCAUCAGAUGCUUUUUCCAGCCGUCCAAACCACAGUUCUUUCGCACUUGGGUAAGAGUAACUUUGGUCAGUGGUACCUGUAUACACUGUAAUAUCGCGCGCUGAGUAAAUUUUACGAGUCCCCAUUCCAAAUCACUUAGGAAAAUUCCUUCAGUGGAAAAUUAGCCGGCGGGCGCUGGCUCGCCCGAAUUUUCCCUUGCUGCCUUGAAAAUUUUGUUGAGAAAAGAUCAGAGCAAUUUUUCCUAUAGUGAUGAUUAUUUAGUAAUUCUCCUAACCUUUCUACUUGAUUAUGUAUUGACAUGGUUACUAAGGAGAAAAUUGACGUUGAUCACUUUUGGGACUUUAUAAAGGGUUGAGACGAGUUAUAAUUCUUGUUUUUCAGUACUUCUGUUACAUUCAAUUGCCAUACCUUCCAGAGUUCGAGACGGAGGUGAAUGACUACAGGAUUUUAAGCACGGCUUUUAAGGUACUGUGCUGUGCAAAUAUUUGGGACCACAGUCAACCUUGGACACCAUACAUGUAGCGAAAACGGCUCUUUAUAAAGUACAGUCAUGUUGUUUUUAGUCUGAAAUGUCGUGCGUCUCCACCCCCUAACCCUUGGGCUCCGUGAAACGUCGCAUUGGAAUUAAGGAAGUUUCACUCUUUUACUGACAGCAUUAAAAGUGUGUUGCAUGUCCAAAGUUGCGUCGUCCGACCUCAAAGCAACCAUUGAGAGCGCGCACUGUUGGAAAGAAACUGCCAGCUAUAUAGCAAUGUUUACGCCUCUUGCGUGUUCAACUUGUUACCGAACUAACUGUAGUGAAGUUGAGGUAACAGUUGCAGAACUGAGAAGACCUGAACGAAUUCUACUUUUUCGGCACGCAUCGCAGCGCCUUUGUUUGUUUGAUGUUCUUGUUUUCGCCGCCGUGCUUUAUCAUAGGAAUCGUAGUUAACUUGGUUAGAUUGAGAGCUACAUGUAACAAACUGUCACAUUUGUUCCUUUGCUUUUACAAGGACGUGGGUUUCGCAGAUGAAGAGGUGGAAGCUUAUAAGUACGCUUUGAGUCAGAACGGUCUCAGUGGUCCUUUGAACUAUUACAGGAAUGCAGUGUUACCUGAUGCACCUUGGGGACUGUUAAACACCAAGAUAAAGGCCCCAACUCUUGUUGUAUGGGUAUGUAGAUAAAGCCUACAUGUAGCUGCACCCCUCCCUCCCGAAACUACACGUACAGGCUAGAGUAGAUAGUUCUCUUCUUCCCAUGAGCCUCGUUGCUGCCUUUGCCUUAAGGAUGCUGGGAAGCAAUCUCUUUCCCAGGGUGUCUCGUCUUUCUGGGAACGAGACUUGCUGGGAAGAGGGGACAAAAGAAAGCGCGCUGGGGACAAUGGGAAGGGAAAAAUCUAGAAACUAUAUUCAAUUUCCCAUCGAGAGCAAUCGAAAGCUGAAGAUUUUAAAAUUCAGUUAGUUUUUAUCCUUCUUGGUAAUAUUACGGGGAUUAACGAGUUUUUUUGUGAAAAUUAUUUUUAGGGCACGGCGGAUACGUUUAUCACUCUUGAUACCUUGGAAGGAACAGAGGAAUAUGUUGAAGAUCUGACAAUCAAGUAAGGAAAUCACUGUAUUUUGUCUCUUACAAAUGUUCCGUUGAAAGUAAGUGUUGACUGAUGACCUGAUGCACCGACCGAUGGUUUCAGGUAGCUUAUAACAUUGUUGCGACAUCGUUUCGAAAGGCUGCAGCAUUGUCCCGACAUUUGAACCCUGUGUUGUGCUAAAACUCGUCUUUGCAAAUUGUCUCGUGUGACAUCACCUUUAAAGAUGUCACAACGUCAAAAAAGCAAUAGGUUGAAGGGGCAAAACAACAACUCUACACUUGCAGCAUGCUUUUUUUUACAUUUCUUUGUCAUCGCUGCACGACUACGACGUAAAAAUGCCUAGUUUCACUUUUUUCGGAGGGCUUAAACGAGCGACGACGAAUUUUCCUUCUCUUUCUGAACUUGGAUAUGAAUGUAAGGAGUUCGACUUCAGAAUAGUUCGCUUGCAUUUGGUAAAGUUAGCAAAAUGGAAUCUAUCGCGAUAGAGUUUGAAACAAUAGAAAUUCACUUUAUAAGCGACUUUCAGUUCGCGGACGUCGCCGUCGUGGUGUCUUAAACUCCCUACUGCCGGAUCUGACGGAUAGGCUGACUGGUAGUGUGACCAUACAUUCCUUGUGGUUUGUCACGCAAUUUCCUAUUCACUUAAGUCUAUCCUUCCCAACGAACGUUUGUAGGGGAAGAGAGGUCGCAUGACGAGACAAAAAACUGAUUGACUUUACUGACCGACUAAUCAACAGGUCAAGCCAACUGUAACCUUAUUGACCACCAACUGGCUGACUGAACUUAAAUCAAGCCUUUUUGAGAAAUUUUGUUGUUAAAUAGUACCAUGGACAGUGACGUUUUAGCCAAUGAAUUCUAUGACAUUAAUGACAUUGAUUUGUUGUGUUAAUCUGGUGUAAUGUUUUAAGGAUCAUUUGACCACCUACCUCUACCCUAAGUUACAAUUUUGCCGUAAGUGAGAAGUAAGUGUUAAUGUUGAUUUAGGGGAGGGGUAGGUGGGCAGUUACCCAGAAACCUUAAUUGAAUAUAUAUUAUCUUUAACAGGUAUGUCGAUGGAGCAAGUCACUGGGUGCAGGUGCAUAAACCGGAAGUUGUGAAUCAACACAUCCGGGACUUUUUAGCUGUUCAACGCAACUAA